Molecule: messenger RNA, 2877 nt
Organism: Trichoplax adhaerens
Lineage: Eukaryota; Metazoa; Placozoa; Uniplacotomia; Trichoplacea; Trichoplacidae
Exons: 32
Coding region: 1-2877 (958 amino acids)
Biological process (GO): transcription-dependent tethering of RNA polymerase II gene DNA at nuclear periphery; poly(A)+ mRNA export from nucleus; protein import into nucleus
Cellular component (GO): nuclear pore outer ring
Molecular function (GO): structural constituent of nuclear pore; protein binding
Source: RefSeq, a predicted model, not a curated record
AUGCUGAAUUCAAGCAAUCGCAAAUUAGAUGCUCCAUCGUCGUUGAGGCCUUCCAGAGGAUCGAAUACGAAAGGAAAGGGGAAAUCGUCGUUGUUGGUGGGACGUAGUAGCAGUAGACGAUCAACGCCAUCCAAUCAACAUAAAAGACGUAUUUUAUUUGAAACCAAUGAAUUCACCAUUGAAGAUGUGGGCACACUACCUGUACAGUUAUCCGAACGUUUAACAGCCAUGAGAGGUUCUGAAAAUGUUACCGGUCGGAUUACUCCUUCUGGUUGGUCAUACAUCAUCUUCAAGAAUAAUCUCUUUGUUUGGAAGCAAAGUGUCAUCGACAAGCAGGCAACCAAUCUUUGUCACCAAUUCCCCUUGGCUCCUACAAAUUAUUCUUACUCUGCCAAUUUAAUUAGCAUUCUUACUGUGGAUACAGAAAACAGUGUUUCUAUCGUCGCGGUUUCUCCUGAUGGUAUUGUGCGCUAUUGGCCUAAUUUUAUGCAGCAAGCGACCUACUUUGAAAUGAAAAUCGUAGAAAUUGGUGAAAAUGAUUGUUGCUUUAUGACUGUGAUUAAUCCUUUUGGAUGCAUUUUAUCUACGAAAUCCAGCAAAUUAUUUCUAUUACAACCCUCUUCUGUUGGUAUGAAGCUAAAUGUAACUUAUCAAGAGUUGAGAAAAUCAGUUGGACUUUUCGCUGGUAUUGGCCGCCGAAUUUCUUCAUUUUUUACUUCAAGUGAUGAUUCUGUAUCUCUGAUAAUUGAUGAAUGCGAUUUAUAUCAAAUGUUUGCUAAUGGACCGGCUAAAGAGAUUUUGAGUACUUUUUCUGAUACGGAUAGAUCAAAUAUCUACUUUACUGAUGUAAGCAAAUACCGUUCCGGUUUGUUAGUGUUAGUACAUAUAACUUCAACUGUAAAUGGAAUAUCCUACGAAGAUGGACUGGCAUUGUUCCGCAUAAUUUUAAAGGAUGAUGUUCCGUACGAUUGCAACAUUGUUUCCACUUUGCAAUUAUCAGAAAAUGCUCCUAAACCGGUUUCCUCCGAAGAUAAUGAAUGGACUUUACAUAUUUCUACUGGAAAUGCUGGAGAAUUUGUUUUUAUUAGGACAAUUGAUGACAUUUAUUAUUUAUUCGAAAGCAAUAUCAUUCCAGUAGUGAAUUUAUCGCGUUACGAACUCAUUCUUGGUUCUGGCGCAAUAAAUGGUGUAUUGCUAUAUAUUACUAGCCGUGGGGCAGUAAAUGCCUUAUUUCCUAAAGCAACAAGUUUAAUCAGUCUAACAAGUUCGAAACAUGAAAAUGCUUCAAAGCAUCCAAAUGUGGAAACAUCAAUCAAGUAUAAGGAUACUGCUGAACAAAUCUGCAAUGAUAUUUUUCCGACUACUGUUGGUCCAGUUUUAGACAAUUCAAUAAUCGAAGUCAGUAGGAAAUUAAUCGACGAACCUCCUUCGGCAGAUCCAAGAUGGGCACAUUCUUUGACUCCAGAAGGGACAUCUACCAGCUCUGUAAUAAUAAUCCAUCAAUUAGAAGAUAAACUACGCACGCAUAGUCAUUAUCUGGAGUUUUUGUCCAAUUUAAAUCUUCUAAGUAGAGUCACAGUAUGUAAUGUUAAUGAUCGAAAAAUUUCAACCCUCCGAAGUUUGUGCGAGCACGCCGAAAAAGUUUGUGCCGCGGUUGCCCUACGAAGUUUACAUAUAAAAAAUCCCGAAUUAAUCGACACUGUCAUUAAGCUGAUCAUGCAAGAUCGUGGUCUGAAGUCUUCAGUGAUUUUGACAUGGCAAGAUUUAUUUUAUAAAGAUGUUUCUAUGAUUGAUGACGUCUUGCCAUAUUUAGUAAAUUAUGAAAUGGAAAUGUGCCAAUCGCAACUAAAGCAGCCUGAAAAAAUAGGCCAGCUCGUAGAUGACAUAAGUUUUAUUAUUACGGAAGUGCUACAGGAUGCUUUAAGAUGUCGUAGAAAUUUUGAAGCUAAAUAUAUUCAAGAUUCUUCAUAUCAACAGUUAGAAUAUAUUCCUUGGACAGCUUCUACUGGUUUAAAAGGAGCUAGAACUACAUUUUUACAACAGAUUAGGGAUAGCUUAUUUACUCGCUUAGUGGAUUUGACUACUCUAAUUUUGACAGGUUACGAAGAUCAGUUAAAUUCUUUGAGAUUUUGCAAUAAUAAAACCAGAAUGAAGGAGGUGCUGGAAUCUUUUGAGAAGGAUCGUUGCACGCUUAUCAGGCCUCUUUUGGAUGGUAAGCAAACCGUAAGAGCUGCAACCUUGGCUGAGAAAUUUUACGAUUUUGAAUCGUUGGUUCGAUUAUGCGAAGAGGAUAAUAAUAAAGAUCAGUUGCAAGAAUAUAUGAUACAGUUUGCACAGCAGGGUUUUCCACAGUUUGUCUUCCAAUGGUACUUGAGUAGAGGUGAAUAUCGUAAGCUCCUGGAGUUACAUGAUUCUCAGGAUGUAAAUUUAAAAAACUUUUUGAGAUCUCGACCCAAUUUGAGCUGGAUUCACGAUGUAAAAAUUGGCGCAUUUACGGAUGCGUCACAUACAUUAAAAGAAUUAGCCGAAAACGAAAAGGACUUACUGUCAAGAAAAGAAACAUUUCUUAGCUUAAGUAAGCUAUCUCUUCUGGCAUCAUCGGAAGAGAAUAAUGCAAUGGAAUUAGCUGGAAGGCUGAAAGCAACAAAUACUGAGCUAGAUGUGGUCAAUUACCAAAUGGUAUUACCAGAAACGGUCGUCCAGGAAUUAUUCGGAUCUCCAGAUUCUAUGCCACCCUUAACAGUUCCAGACAUAAUUGAGGGUUUUGUCGGAGAUAAAAAUGAAGAUGCAAGUGAAUAUGACUUCAAAAACGCACUGGACCUACUGGAUCUUCGCGGGGUCAGUUCUAUAUUUUUGUCUUUAAGUAUUGGUUAUUAA